AUGGCUAGUCGUGACUCUGGAAGAGAAUUUGUCAACGAUGAUUAUACGGUUGGCUGGGUUUGUGCCAUAACGCCGGAGCAUGUUGCUGCACGAGUUUUCCUCGACGAAGAACACGAAUUGCCGGAUUAUGUAUCUCCAAAUGACAACAACAGUUACAUUCUGGGAAGGAUUGGAAAACAUAAUGUCGUCAUCGCUGUCUUACCUCACGGAGAAUACGGGAUAUCUUCUGCAGCAAGCGUGGCUAGAGAUAUGCUACACACCUUUCCGAACAUUAGAAUUGGUCUUAUGGUUGGUAUUGGAGGGGGGGCUCCCAGUGAAAAGCAUGACAUUCGCCUAGGAGAUGUGGUGGUUAGCGUUCCUCGCGAUGGAGAGGGUUGUGUGUUUCAGUAUGACUUUGGCAAAACUAUCCAAAGUCAAACCUUUCAUUCGACAGGAUUCUUAAAUCAAACGCCAACAAUUCUAAGGACGGCGGUAAGCGGCCUGGAAAGUCAAUAUGAAAUAAACGGACACCAGAUUCAAGAAACAAUUGAGGCUAUUCUCACUAAAAUCCCAAGGUUAAGUAGCAAAUACAAGCGGCCGAGCCUAGACACGGAUAGGCUCUACCGAAGCAACGUCCUUCACUCUUCUGCCGACGAUACAAGCUGUUGCUCCCACUGUGGUGACAGUCCGCCGAAUUUAGUAGUACGUCCCAGACGGGACAGCAGCGAAGAUGACCCAGCAAUCCACUACGGCCUGAUUGCCUCUGCGAAUCAACUGAUGAGAAAUGCCGAGGUUAGGGAUAAGUUGGCUGCCGAAAAGGAUAUCUUGUGCUUCGAGACGGAAGCGGCUGGUUUAAUGAACCAUUUCCCCUGCCUAGUUAUUCGUGGUAUAUGCGAUUACGCCGAUACGCAUACAAACACGGAAUGGAGGGGUUACGCAGCGAUGGUGGCAGCUGCGUAUGCAAAAGAUCUUCUCUGCCGGAUUCCUCCAAAUCGAGUUGAAGCCCUGAAAAGAAUGGAUGUUUUUUCUGAUAUCUCAGAGGGCAUUUCCGGUAUUCUCCAGAAGCAAAAAAGCGAACAUCGUGAAGAAGUUCUUAAUUGGCUUACCCCAACCAAUUAUGCCUCUCAGCAGCAUGACUACUUCAGAAUUUGGCAGCCAGGAACAGGAAAUUGGUUCAUAGAUUCUACCCAGUAUCAGGCGUGGUGCAAUACACCGGGAGAAUUACUAUUCUGCCAAGGAAUUCCAGGAGCCGGGAAGACUAUCUUAGCAUCCCUGGCGAUCGACCAGCUUACUACAAAAUUCCAUGACAACAUGGAUACUGGGAUUGCAUACAUCUACUUUGAUUACCGCCAGAGAGAAGAAAGAGCUGAAAAGUUGCUGCUCAGCCUCUUAAAACAAUUGGUGCAGAAAAGAGCUUCUCUACCCGCAUAUAUAAGUGCCCUGUACGAACAGCACAAGGACCAAAGAAUCCCACCGUCAUUGGAGGCAAUAUCACUGGCCCUGCAAGAAGUGGCAAAAGACUAUUCGCAAGCUUAUAUCAUCGUUGAUGCACUUGAUGAGUGUUCCAACGACUGUAGGAUGAGAUUUUUGACGGAGAUUCUCAGUCUUCGGAAUAAAUCAGCAGUGAAUAUAUUCGCAACUUCAAGGCCUAAUGCAAACAUUGCCAGCAAAUUUAAAGAUGGCACGCUCAUUGAAGUCAGUGCUAGAGACGAAGAUAUACGUGAAUAUCUGAAUGGAAACAUGCACCGGCUACCGGAUUUCGUUUUCAACGAUGUUCAACUGAGAAGUGAGGUUGAGACAAUGAUUAUCAAUUCGGCACAGGGAAUGUUUCUUCUUGCCAAGCUACAUCUGAACUCAUUAGUCGGUAAAGUCACGAUUAAGGACGUUCGGAAUGCCCUUGAAAAGCUAUCUGUUGGAUCGGAAGCAUGCGACCACGCUUACGAAGAGAUGAUGAAGCGAAUAGACAAUCAGCACCCCGAUCAAAAAGCAUUCGCUAUGCGGGCUUUAUCAUGGAUCUUUUACGCAAAAAGGCGACUUUCCGCGACAGAACUCCAGCACGCCCUCGCGGUGGAAAAUGGUUCACAUGAAAUCGAUAGCCGAAAUUUCACCAGCAUCGAGGAUAUUGUACUCAUGUGCGCAGGCUUACUUACUGUUGAUGAAGAGACUGAUAUCAUCCGAUUGGUUCACUACACAGCGCAAGACUAUUUCGACCGGACACAGGCAACGUGGUUCACAAAUGCUGAGAGAGACAUUACAAGGUCUUGUGUUACAUAUCUCUCUUUCAGCAUCUUUGACUCUGGAUUCUGUGCUACUGAUGUCGACUUCGAGCAGCGACUGUCUUCCAAUCCAUUUUACAGUUACGCUGCACAACAUUGGGGGCAUCAUGCUCAGAGUGCUUCACCAUUGCCCCAAGAAGUUACGGCCUUCCUUAAAUGCGAUGUCAACGUGCAAGCGUCAAGUCAAGCAUUGAUGGCUCUUAAGCCGACCUGGAAAGACUCAAAUUAUAGUCAAUUAGUUCCUAGGAAGAUAACCGGACUACACCUGGCGGCACAUUUCGGAAUUAUCGAAAUAAUAGGAAUCCCAUUCAACGAUCAGGAGCCAGACGCAGGGGAUGAUUUCGGUCGGACACCACUUUCGUAUGCUGCUGGUAGCGGGCAUGAUGCGGUAGUCAAGCUUCUGCUUCGUCAACACAACGUCAAUCCCAACUCUCAAGAUAAGAAUGGCCAAACGCCGCUAAUGUGGGCGGCAAAGAGAGGGCAUCUUGCAGUUGCCGAGUUAUUGCUUAUGGCUGAUGGACAUAUCAACUCUGAGAAUAAGGACGGCGAGUCGUCAUUGUUUCUUGCCUCUCGGCAUGGCCAUCAAGAAAUAGUCGAUAUCCUCCUUGCUCAAACCGGUAUUGAUGUUAACAGUUUGAGUCAUAGGGCCUCAACGCCACUAAUGAUUGCAUCAACUUAUGGACACUUGCAAAUAGUUCAACGGCUCCUUGUGCAAAAGGAUAUUCAUAUCAAUUUGAAAAAUCAAAAGGGUCGGUCAGCGUUACAUUCAGCUGUAGCAUACGGAUACACACAGAUUGUUCAAUUGCUGCUCAGUCAAAAAGACAUCAACAUCAAUACAAGGGAUGAAGACGGUUGGACACCACUACAUCCAGCUUCAGAAUAUUCAUAUUUACAAAUUGUUCGAUUAUUAGUCGAUCAAAAAGGUAUCAACGUUAACGCCAAAGGGAAUGAUGGCUGGACACCAUUACAUUUUGCUGCAUGUCAUGGGCAUCUCAAAGUCAUUCAGCUCCUCCUUAGUCAGAACAACAUCGAAAUCAAUUCCGAGGAUCAAGAACUUCUAACACCACUGCAUGUAGCUUCAAGGAGUGGAAAACAUGAAGCUGUUCAACUGCUGCUUAACCACAACAGCAUUGAUACCGAUGUUAAAGACAUCGAUGGUCAAACUCCACUUCAUUGGGCUUCAGAAAAUGGACAUUUUGAAGUCAUGAAACUGCUACUAAGCAAAACCACUGUCAAUAUUGAUUCCAAAACCAUCCAUGGUUGGACACCAAUCCAUCAUGCCUCGAGGAAUGGGUUCUUUAGAGUCGUGAAGUUGCUUCUUGAACAUGGAGCCGCCGUAAAUGCCAGAACCAAUCAUCAUACAACACCAUUGCAUAUGGCCUCAUGUCAUGGACAUUACGGAUUAGUUAGACUUCUCAUUGAACAUGGCGCUGAGAUGAAUAGUGUUGAGAUUAAUGGCUUCACACCAAAACAGAUGGCUUUGAUGAAUAGACAUGUGUCAGUAGCUGAUUUACUUUCUUGA
Molecule: messenger RNA, 3777 nt
Organism: Trichoderma virens Gv29-8
Lineage: Eukaryota; Fungi; Ascomycota; Sordariomycetes; Hypocreales; Hypocreaceae
Exons: 4
Coding region: 1-3777 (1258 amino acids)
Biological process (GO): nucleoside metabolic process
Cellular component (GO): cytoplasm
Molecular function (GO): catalytic activity; protein binding
Source: RefSeq, a predicted model, not a curated record